Aspergillus eucalypticola CBS 122712 is the source of this 1889-nucleotide messenger RNA. Its product is annotated as putative ubiquinone biosynthesis monooxgenase (Coq6). NCBI's taxonomy places the organism in Eukaryota, Fungi, Ascomycota, Eurotiomycetes, Eurotiales, Aspergillaceae. The transcript has 2 exons. Gene Ontology annotation, biological process: ubiquinone biosynthetic process. The coding region runs from base 288 to 1826 and encodes 512 amino acids. The record is from RefSeq and is a predicted model, not a curated record. Gene Ontology annotation, cellular component: mitochondrion. Gene Ontology annotation, molecular function: FAD binding; oxidoreductase activity, acting on paired donors, with incorporation or reduction of molecular oxygen, NAD(P)H as one donor, and incorporation of one atom of oxygen; 2-octaprenyl-6-methoxyphenol hydroxylase activity.
AGGGGGAUAGAUGGCAUGUUGCAUUUUGUGGAAAUUGGAUGGUAUGCUGAGAUAUGUAUUUCUUGGAUUGAAUAUUAUGCAGGAGGAAAGUUAGUAUUUGGGGGCGAGAAUGAGUAGUUGCUUGGGGGUUUGAAAGAUGACUUACACUUGAUACUUGGUUAGUUAGUUGAUGGACGCGGAAUGAUGUUUGCUCUGUUUGCUUUAGUAUCUGGUGAUGGCUUCACUUUCCCUUCCACUUCCGGCUUCUCGCUCUCUCUUCCCCGCUGUUCACUGCCCCAUCUCUCAUCAUGCGUCCUCUCUCUCGGACGGCUCUCCGUCCCUACGUUUGCCCGUCUUGUCAAUUGGGCCGUCUUCCUGCCCGCAGGAGAUAUGCCUCCCACUCGCCCUCCAACGCUACGGCACCCGAGAUCUACGAUGUCGUCUGCGUCGGCGGUGGUCCUGCCGGUCUAGGCCUGCUGGCUGCACUUCGAGCUAAUCCUACCACCUCAAAGCUGAAAGUCGCCCUGGUCGAAACUCAAGACCUGAACAAAGCCCGCUCGUGGUCCCUCGAUGCGCAGAACUACUCCAACCGCGUCAGCAGCCUGACUCCCUCCUCCGUCUCGUUCCUGAAGAAGAUCGGCGCCUGGGAUCACCUUGACACAUCCCGCGCUCAGCCCUACCAGGAGAUGCAAGUUUGGGAUGGCGAAACCGGCUCGCGCAUCUCCUUCGACUGGUCCAUGGAGACCUCUCCGUUCGAAGACCUCCGCACCGUCGCGACCAUGACCGAGAACUCCAACCUCGUUCGCGCCCUCCUCUCCCGCAUCGCAGCCUCCGGAGAUGACAACCUCUCCCUCUUCUCCAACAGCACCGUCUCCUCCAUCACCAAUGGCACCGAUACCCCCGACGGCCCCGAUCUCUCCGCCUGGCCCGUCCUCUCCAUCACACCCACCAACACCACCACCACCCAACCGCCCACCCGCAUCGCCGCGCGCCUCCUCGUCGGCGCAGACGGCAUCAACAGUCCUGUCCGCCGCUUCGCCGACAUCGCCACAGACGGAUGGGACUACAACCGACAUGGCAUCGUCGCGAGCCUCUCCCUCGCCGACCUAGACCCCGCUCCGUUCCCUCUCGGAAUGAGAACCGCCUACCAGCGCUUCCUCCCCUCCCUAGGCGGUCCCAUCGCCCUACUCCCCCUCCCCAACAACAACGCAACCCUCGUCUGGUCCACGACCGUCGAAAACGCCGCCUACCUCAAAUCCCUCUCCCCGAAGGCCUUCAUCUCCAUGGUCAACGCCGCCUUCCGCCUCUCCAUGACCGACCUCCAAUACAUGCUGCGCAUGGAACGCCCCUCCUCUACUACAACCGAGAACCCCUACGAAGACGAACUCAGCUGGCGCCUCCAACACACCCCGCAGCCCUCCCACCUCCCACCCAUGGUCACAGGCGUCCAGGAAGGCAGCGUGGCCUCCUUCCCCCUCCGCUUCCGCCACGCCUCCACCUACGUCUCUCCCCGCGUGGCUCUCGUCGGCGAUGCCGCGCACGUCAUCCACCCGCUCGCCGGUCAGGGCUUGAACCUGGGUCUGGGCGACGUGGCGUCCCUGGCGCAGACGAUCGAGUACGCCGUGCACCAUGGUAUGGACGUGGGUGAUUUGCUCACCCUUGAGCGGUACGCAUGGGAUCGGUACGGCACAAAUGCGAAGAUCGGCGGUGCUUGUGAUGUUCUGCAUAAGUUGUAUAAUGUUCCGGGCAAUGGACCUGUGGCGUGGGCGCGCAGUCUGGGAUUGGAUGUAAUUGAUCGGGUGCCGUUUGUUAAGGGGUUGUUGAUGAAGGGGGCUGAGGGGUCGUAAAUCAACCUAUGUGUUUAUUAUGAGGUAGGGAGGGGGUAUGUGUAUUAUUAUUUUUUCUUUAGC